AUGUCGUUGGGUCAUCAUGGCCAUGAUACACAUGCUAUACCUCCUCAGGCUAUUUGUGAUGCGUAUAAAAAGUAUCAAAGAAUGAGUGAUGCGGCAGUGAAUGAUGAUCUCGAUAUCGUGGAUUUCAAUCGUGGAUUGACCUCGGAGCAACAAAAGACGUUGACUCCGGUGGGUAUCGUUCCCUCGGAAUUGAUUGCUGAAGCCCAGAAAGAACUUAUGAAUGCUGGAGCUGAACAUAAUCUCGGACUUCCGCCCGCCUGUACUAUUUAUGAGCAUAGCGGAUUCCCGGGUUUGAGAAUAUUUCCUGCACUUCUACCACCAGAAUGCCAGUCUUUAUUUGUUUCUCGGCUCCUCCAUCGUGAGCUGUCAAACCCUCUGCACAAAACGAACUUUCACGAUGAUUAUGAUAUGCCCUACCCUCCGCCUGACUCCUCCUUCUUCACUUACCCCCAUCAAGCCAAAAACCAAGUCUUUGCUCCUAAAGAUCCAAAUUCUAAACAUAAAUCACUAAAUACUGCCCAAGCUCUGCAGAAGAAAUUCCGAUGGCUGACCCUCGGCGCACAAUAUAAUUGGAACACUCGAGCAUACCCCUCCUCUUCUCCGACACCAUUUCCAGCUGAUGUAUCUCGUCUUGUUACCACUUUAUUUCAGAAUGCUUUUACUCCGGAAUCAGGAGUCGUACUAAUGUACUCGACGAAAGACUUCAUGCCAGUGCAUCGAGAUGUUUCUGAGGAAUGCGAGAGGGGUCUGGCAAGCUUCACGCUCGGAUGCGACGGGUUAUUUCUUAUUAGUAGGGACGUUAAAAAAGGAGAGGAACAUGUUUCUGAUAGGGAACAGGACCUGGUGUGUAUACGGGUCAGAAGUGGUGAUGUGAUACAAAUGGGUGGAGAGACGAGAUGGGCUUGGCAUGCUAUGCCCAAGAUUAUAGCAGGCACCUGUCCACCUUGCUUGUCCGAAUGGCCCGUAGGAUCUACGCGAGAAGGGAAAGAACCAAAAGAUAUCAACUAUGAUUCCCCAAGGCCUAAUCUAGGAAUCUUAGGCAUGGCAGCGGAGCCAGAUUUCUCCAGAGUUGAUAAUUAA
Sclerotinia sclerotiorum 1980 UF-70 is the source of this 1080-nucleotide messenger RNA. RefSeq lists its product as hypothetical. The coding region runs from base 1 to 1080 and encodes 359 amino acids. The record is from RefSeq and is a predicted model, not a curated record. NCBI's taxonomy places the organism in Eukaryota, Fungi, Ascomycota, Leotiomycetes, Helotiales, Sclerotiniaceae. Gene Ontology annotation, cellular component: cytoplasm; nucleus. The transcript has 4 exons.